CCUAGCUGGCGAUCGCGUAAGGCGGACUCUUCUUCGUCAUCACCCUGACCAAAACUAAAGCCGAAGUUACCAUUGUUAGAGCAUGGCACGGUAGGAUGGGCCCUGAAGGAGUACUCGUAUCGGUUCUGCUCCUUGUUGCUGCCGAGGCUACCAAGGUCUCCCGAGGGGACGAGCGAUCCAACGAGGCAGUUUUCAAAAAACUUAAAACAAGCCAGGUUCUGUCCAAUUCGACGCUUGAAAUCCGUAAAGUGAAGUCCCCGACUGAAUGCGCCAUAAACUGCAUGAGUCACCAGCAAUGCCAAUCAUUCAACUACCAGGAGGGUGGAAGUACGCAUGCGUGCGAGUUGACGAGCAAACCCGCAAGCGAAACCACCAAGGAAGACUUCAAAUGCAAAGCCGGCUAUAGCUAUUAUGGAGUUGGCGAUAAGGUCUCUCAGCUUUGUUCAAGGUCCUCGUGCAAAAACGGUGGAACAUGCGUAGAAACUGCGUGUAAUUACAAGUGUCUUUGUGGCUCAGACACGUAUGGCAAGGAUUGUUCUCUCUGGAAAGACGGCUUAGACGGGUAUGAACUACUCUUUCGCCAACCCUUUGGGUAUUCUAUACAAGACGUCAGUAACGAAGACCUUUCCGCCUUCACAAUCUGUUUCUGGGCCCUCUUCAACGGCGAUGGCUACAGCACUUUUGCAGUUUUCUCAUACUCAGUUCCGUUACAGCCAAAAUCAAUAGUACUUGAACGUGUACAAUCCAACAGUGUGCUAACAAUUGUUGGCCAAAAAAAACUGUUCUGGGAAUCACCGUUUUAUUCUAACUUCGAAUUGACUCAUUACUGCAUCAAAUGGAAUAGUACCGGCGGAGUGUGGACUGUCUACGUCAAUGGGGCCAAAAUGGCAGGUGGAUCCAAUCUCCAGUCAAAUGCUGUUAUUCCAGGGAAUGGGAAGUUUGUUCUUGGCAGAGGCGUGGCUUCCAUGACAGGAAAUGAAUUUGGUUUCACGGCAGAUGGGUUUGAGGGAAUCAUUAGUGAUUUGAACAUGUGGGACCACGAGCUAGAAAUCGAGCAGAUCAAGCAAGUUUUUAAUUGCAAAAACCUGACAGGAAAUGUGAUUGAAUGGAGAGGAUUCAAGAGCAAUGUACAAGGAGAAGCCAUUUCUUUGCCAGCAAAAUGUCCUAAUAAUGAUAAUGAAACUCGCUAUGCACUCGUGUUUGCGAAUAAAUCCAGCAAAAGCUCUCUUCAAUACAAAGACAUUCCCAUACUGAAAGAGUUUUACUUGACAUUUUGGAUAAGGACUAGUGACUCAAGUGUGAUCACCAUUUUCUCCUAUACCACUGACGAGGGCGUGGUACUACUAUCCAUCAAAUUUGAUCUUCGAAACAAUCUGAUAAACAUGGAUCUUCUCAGUCAGGCAGUGCAAAGAGAUUAUACCGACAUCGCGAAGUUGCAAGACGGCGAGUGGCAUUACAUUGUUGUAACUUUAAUUCGCGGGUAUUUAUAUGUCUACCUCGAUAGAAACUCGGUGGCUUACUUUUACAAUUCUGAAUUGAGUGAGAAAGGAAUACCCGCCAACGCCACGCUUCACAUUGGGCAAUAUAUAAAUAGCACAGGAAUUCAUGAAUCGGAAGGGUUUGUCGGAAUGCUAGAAGGAUUGACCGUUUUGGACGUAUAUAAGCACUAUACUCGUCCUGUCUGUACGAACAUCGGUAACGCCCUUACAUGGAAGCAGGUCUUGCAGUUACCACGACGAGGGAAUAUCAGCGCUACCCAGAUCGGGGGAUGCAAACCAAGUCAACAUUCAAAAGACUUUUCUAUGUAUUUUCCACGGAAAUCAGCAGACGACUAUUUGACCAUGGCAAUCCCUCUUAACUACCGUAAUAGCGUGUGUUUCUGGGCGCAGACGAAUGUCGGUGAUGUUGCCUUCUUCAGCUAUCAGGGUCCUCUUGGACUCGAAAUGGCCUUGGUAUCCGGAAAACGUUUAGAGAUGACGUACCUUGUAAAAGGAAAGUCACAAACAGAUUCUAGAACAUGGUUCGGUGAUAGCCUAUGGCAUCAUAUGUGCACCACCUGGAGUUUUAGUAAGACUUAUCCAAGAAAUCAUCUAUUUUACGACGGAGCGAUGAGGGCCUCUUAUGAUGAUUUAAGCAGUUCUGGCAAAGUAAUGGGCAAGGGCAAUUUUAGCAUUGGAAAAGUAGAUUUUGGUAAUGGGACCAUUUCGAGUUUUACUGGCAACAUCACCAGGUUCAAUGUUUGGACAUUGUACAUUUCGUUGGAGUUUAUCCACAACAUGGCGACCUUGGUUGAAGAUGGCGAUGGUCAAUUCCAUGAGUUAUCAUGGGCAAACUUUGCAAGUCACGUGUCAGGAGACAUAAAGAUUAUUGACCAAGACGAUCUUAUGAGCGUAAAAGCGCAAGAGAAUAACUAUGAAGUAGUUUUCCAUUCUAAAUCCGAGGAGAAUUACGUGAAGUACGUGGGUAUGUCGAACCUCCUUGCACUCACUUUGUGCCUGUGGGCGUGGUCGAGUGGGAGCACAGACGGGAAGCUCUUCGCGUACUCCGACGGGCAAGGAAUAGAGAUGGGAAUGGGCAUCGAUAAUGCUACAAUUCGCUUCAGAAUCAACAACAGUAUCCUUCUUAACAUUACUAGCAUGACAGACACGAACACAUCCCUCUGGCAUCACGUGUGCGUUACAUGGGAGGCAAUAAAUGGGGCGUUUACCGCAUACUACGACGGAUAUAAGAAAAAUUCCACAAUUGCCCCUCUCGGUUCGAAGAUAAAUGGAGGAGGGACCAUCCUGCUUGGCCAAAGCUUCAAGGGCAAGAUAUCGCACUUUGACAUAUGGGACAUGGCGAUGGAGAGCGUGUCGGUCGCACAGCUUAGCACGGGCUGCGGAACUUGGUCUGGAAAUGCACUCAACUGGUACACGCUUAGACGCGAUGCCAGUUUCAUUGGCGAUAUAUCGAUCAAGCAAUUUUCGUCAUGUGAUCUUCCUGGGCUGGUUGUUCUGUCAAGCCGCAAUGAGCACUGUGAAAAGUUUCAAGUCUGUAAUGCAAAACCACGGGCUUUGUUUGACGUCGGACGUGACGGCACGGGCAGGAAGUGGCGAUGCUACGCCCCAUCUGCAGUUACCAAGACAACCCUCAACCAAGGCGUCAAGUACAACGUAGCUUUGAACAGUACCUGUUAUCGCGAUGAAAAUGAAGCCCUCGUGAAGAUAAACGACUAGCAAGCCUCACGUAAACAGUGCCAACACAUAUUGCUGGGACGCUACCGUGCUAGCAUUAUCUGGGACUAUGGGAAAUGCGAGUGUGUUAGGGGGCACUCGUUACUUGCAAGUGUUACUCACCCGGGAGGAGUACCAUUCUAACACGUCACUUAGUAUCCGAGCAUCAUGUGUAGCACGAAGAGUACGCAGCACAAUGAGUAAACAUCGACCCGGAUUUCUAGAGAGCUUCUUGCACCGCUGAAAGGCCAAAAGCGCGAUGAACUAAAAGAGCUAGUAUAGCUGCUCAUACUAUUACUUCAGUUUGACUAGCCACGGAACCCAGGGCAAAACAAUGCAAGCAAGAAAAAAACACUUUUUCCCCACUAUAUUGGUGCUGUUUACAAAAGGCUUGAGUGGCGCAUGCGCAAUGCAGAGGUAAAACAAAGAUAUAAACUUAACGCUGACCUUAUUUCAAUAAUAAAUAAAUUUAUCAACGACUUUUUUCCUCGAAGCCGUCUGACGCAAUCAAUCACCAAAGCCAAAAUUUUGCGCUUUCCACCUCAGUAAGUUCUUAUUCGUAAAAAUAUGUUACACCUCUGUUUGCUAAGUGCAUUUCUGAUUUUAUUACUCGACCACUUUUAGUAGCCAAGGGGAGCUUUAAACACCUAUUAGAUGUACGAGAAAAGUUAUUAAGUCGGAAAGACAUUCGGUUUUUACUAUAUUUCCAUUCAUUACUCUCCAUUUAUAGCCUGUUAGCCGGCUCUUCUGAAAUCCUGUAGAAGGGAUUCGGUCUUUUCACAUGUCCCCCUUAUCCGUUUGUUAAUGCAACUUAUAAUAUACCGAACAGAAUAUGUCUCGUCGUAUUGUAAGAAGCCGUCAGGAAAUAGACCCAUUAUCCUACUUACAUUCAACUGUAGUGCUUAUAAUAUUGUCCCAGGCGUUUAUACCCGGAUUUUGGGUCGGGUGUCCGGUGAUGGGUAAGAGUGGUGACACAGGAAACCCUUGCUCUGUUCCCGGUUAAUCUCCGAGACAGGUAACCGGGUAGCCUCCUCCGCAGGCAACUCAUAAUGAAAAGGACGGAAAGAAUGGGUUACUUGUGGUGAAAUUGCGGAAGAGGGAGACUAAGGAGAAGUAGAGAGGGAAAUCAGUGCUUCCGGUUUGUCACUUCCGUUUUUUUGCCACAGGAAACCCAAUCCUUUUUUUCUUUUAUGGUCUUUGAGGUGCCUGCGGAGGAGGCUAGUAACCGGGUAAGAUCGCCUGGCACUUAGCUGAUGACACAUGAUUUCCAGAGGCAGAGUUAUAAUACUAGAGUCGGCUGGUCAAUUAUCAAAACCGCAGCUUGACUAAAGCCCUCGGUAUUCAGGUUUAGUGACCAUAGGCACUCUAAAUACACAAUUGCUUUCUGAAGUAUAUGCUGUUACCAGGGAAAAUAAGACGUUCAGUGUGGUGACUAGUGGUUUGACGGAUUGGUGAAAUCUUAACGGAUAAGGGCGGCCCCUAGCCCCGCUAGAAAUCCACCUAGGUCGAGUAACAGCACAUAUACGGAAAGCAAAGAGUGAUAUCAGCACAAGAUAUAUCAUACGCGCGCACCUAGGCUGAAGGGUGUGUGCAGUCAUGCGUAUCAAUAUUUGAAUAAGGAAAGGAUUUGACGACCCUAAAUGACCUGUUUGGAUAUUUACCUGAGCGAGAAUAAAACUACGCGUGAUGGGCGGCCAGUGUUGAACAAGAUGACUGCGCACGCAUCCCCCCUGUGUAAGCGCUUGGAGCACUCACAAAAAUAACAAUGUAUAGGACGGAAAGAGAAGGCCUAACGUGAGCUGUACCUUUUUGUGAAAUACAAUAAAAAUAUACACCACCCCA
Molecule: messenger RNA, 5054 nt
Organism: Nematostella vectensis (starlet sea anemone)
Lineage: Eukaryota; Metazoa; Cnidaria; Anthozoa; Actiniaria; Edwardsiidae
Exons: 16
Coding region: 96-3215 (1039 amino acids)
Source: RefSeq, a predicted model, not a curated record